GCGGCUGCUGAUGCAAGCAUACUAUAUAGCUCUCCGCCGGCCACAAGAACUUCCUCACAUCUCGAACUGUGAACAUGUCAGGAUAUGCCAAUCAACGCAGCGCCCGCCUACGCAUCUUGCCAGCAUGGCCCCUGGCACAUGGGUAUCCCGCGUGCGCAGUCUUCCAGGCAAGAUAAGGAGAGGACAUAUAGGCCACGGGAUGCGAGCUUGUUCGCACUCACAACUCAAGUCUCCCGAACGUACACUUUUUCAGUCUCUUCGCAAGUGCGCACUCGUCCAACAUGCCUCCCACUCGAGUAGGUGUCAUCGGCGCAGGCGUCUCCGGUCCUGUGGCAGCCAUGCUCCUGAAGCAGAAGGGAUACGACCCUGUCGUCUACGAACGCCUCGACGCCAUCUCCGAAGCGGGCCUCGGUCUCGGAAUACAGUACAACGGACAGGCAGUGCUCGCCAGAAUCCCAGGUCUAGUCGAGCACAUCGACGGCUUCCAGUUGGAUGAGUUCCACUUCUACUCGGUCUUGCCCGAGGACCCUGGUCUGCUCGGGAUCAGUGAGAACAGGCGCCGGCAGCGUGAGACUCACGGGCUUGGGUCCAUUGCCGUGCUACGCCCGGUCCUGCACAAACGACUCGUCGAGCACGCGCAGAAACUCGGCAUUCAUGUCAAGUAUGGACACAAGCUGAAAAAGCUCGAACAGGAGGAGGAUAGCGUCACUGUCACGUUUGCCAAUGGCGUCAAGGAGACUUUCAGCUUUGUGAUUGGGUGCGACGGCUUGCAUAGCAGCACUCGCAGCUGUCUCUUCGGGGAGACACCUGCAGACUACACCGGUCUUGCCUCGUGGGGUGGUGUGUCUCCCAUUCCCGAAUUCUGGAGGGGGAAGCAUGCGCUGGCGGACUUGUAUGGUAACGGCGCGCAUAUGAUUGUUAUCCCUGUGAGCGACUCGCUGAUGCUCUGGCUUGUUUUCAUGCGCGAGCCAGAGGUCAAGGAAGGGUGGAAGUCGAUUGAUCCCGCAGCGGCCGAGGACUUCAAGAAGAACUCGCCGUUUACCGAGUGGCCCUUCGGCGCUGGCGAGUUGGUCAAGAACAGCCUGAACAUCGUCCGGUUCGGUAUCUAUGAUCGCCCCGAGUUGAAGACCUGGUCCCAAGGACGGGUAGUCCUCGUCGGAGAUGCUGCCCACCCUACCAGCCCUCACCUCGGUCAGGGCGCGAACCAGUCGUACGAGGACGUCGGCCUGUUGAUCGACCUUCUCGAGCAGCACAACCCCUCGGCGGAGUCACCGUCAACAGAGACGCUGAAGACGAUCUUUUCAGAGCUGGAGCGAGUGCGCCUGCCCCGCACGGCAGACCUCGUCAAGAGGGCGCGUGCGCAGGGCGAGAGGCGUGUCGUCUCGGGCGUCGAGGAGUGCAUCAAGCGCAACGACUACUGCCGCGAGACAUGCAAGGACCCUGCCAAAGUCAGGGAUCGAUUUGGCGCAUGAGGUGGGGUUGUGAUCACCUGAGUGUCUAGUCGUCUUGUAUUUAUGCUUGGCAUUGACGGUUCCGAAUAUUACCCACUUCUACUAGUCUGAUAAUUUGUGUAUGUGAAACGCGCUGUCCACUGAGUAGUAUGUUCAAUUAACGUGCUAGCAUGUUUCUAUCCUGCAUAUCUCGCAAGAGGUGCAUAGAAUCAGUAAAGUUACGGUUCCCCAGAUCGUCAGAGUCCCUCGGCUUCCUUUGGCGCGUUUCGGCGUCCCAAAAAAAUAUGAUUCAACCGGUCUUUUGAGAAGAGUUCAAAGACGGUAGGGGGAGG
Messenger RNA from Phanerochaete carnosa HHB-10118-sp, 1783 nucleotides. RefSeq lists its product as uncharacterized. The coding region runs from base 282 to 1472 and encodes 396 amino acids. The record is from RefSeq and is a predicted model, not a curated record. The transcript has 6 exons. Gene Ontology annotation, molecular function: monooxygenase activity; FAD binding. Lineage: Eukaryota; Fungi; Basidiomycota; Agaricomycetes; Polyporales; Phanerochaetaceae.